Messenger RNA from Corylus avellana, 606 nucleotides. NCBI's taxonomy places the organism in Eukaryota, Viridiplantae, Streptophyta, Magnoliopsida, Fagales, Betulaceae. The record is from RefSeq and is a predicted model, not a curated record.
GCAAGAGUAUAGGGGCGACCUUAUCACUUGGUGAGAACAUAGACAGAUGGCUACAACAAUGAAACUGACGCUUCUUGUUGUUGUACUUGUAAUUGCAGCAGCAGCGACCGUGCUACCUCAAACAGAAGCUGCUGCAUAUGUGGUCGGAGAUACCACUGGUUGGACUACUCCUUCCGGCAACGCUACCUUUUACACCUCCUGGGCUGCCAAGCAUAACUUUUCAGUUGGUGAUAUUCUGGCCUUCAACUUCACCACUGGAGUACAUGACCUUGCUACAGUUAGCCAAGUUGCUUUUGAUGACUGCAACACAAGCAGUAAUAUCAACCUUACAAAAACUGGACCGGCCAACUUCACCCUCAAUUCCACCGGAAGCUACUAUUUCAUCUGCACCUUCCCUCAGCACUGCUCCAGGGGACAAAAGUUAGCCAUUAAUGUCACCAUGGCUAAUUCCUCCGGCACUAGUCCACCACCUCCAGCUGGAGUUAUAUUGGGGUCUCCGCCACCACCGAGUGGCUCAUCAGCCGCAUCUCUUGCUGCUACUUUCUCUCUUAUUCUCAUCACCAUUUCCUCAACUAUCUUUUAUCUAUUUUAGUUUCGUUUUCCGGU